Molecule: messenger RNA, 2217 nt
Organism: Penicillium oxalicum
Lineage: Eukaryota; Fungi; Ascomycota; Eurotiomycetes; Eurotiales; Aspergillaceae
Product: non-ribosomal peptide synthetase
Exons: 3
Coding region: 1-2217 (738 amino acids)
Biological process (GO): secondary metabolite biosynthetic process; amino acid activation for nonribosomal peptide biosynthetic process
Cellular component (GO): cytoplasm
Molecular function (GO): phosphopantetheine binding
Source: RefSeq, a predicted model, not a curated record
AUGUCCCACGAGGUGACAACGCCCAAAGUCAAAUCACAGACACAGAAGCAUGGAAACUUGUCGAAUGCAACCACCAAUUGCUGCGCCGAAGAUGCCAUGGAGCUUGUACUAGGCCAUCACUGGCCAUCAGCUGAAGAUGUACUUAAGCCAGCGCCGGGCAUACACACGGAUCUCUUGAAAGCAGCGUGGGCUUUGACAAUAUUGUGCUUUCAACCUGAAGAUGUCAUCAGUAUGAGUUAUGUUGAUCCAUGGAUGCCGGUGUCGCAAUCUCCACUCAUUCUCAGUGUGAGGGUGAACCCAGCUUGGGACAUCAAGUCACUUGUCGAAUCAUUUCAGUCUGCGGGGGCGAGUAAUUCAGCUCGCACGACAGAUUCUUACGGGGUACGAACUGCGAAGCUUGGCCAACUUAGUGAUGCCUCAACCGCCGGCCUCAUCUACUAUGGGGCAUCCAAGCAGCAGCUGGUCUAUCCCAAAGUAAAUGAAAUGGGCAUGCAGCUGGCGGUCUUUGAACGUGAUAAGAAGCUAUUUGCAAGAAUAACGGCGACAGCAAGAACGAUAACGAGCAGCCCGACUGUGAACAGUUUGCUUAGAACGUUUCAACACAUUCUCCAUCAAAUCACCACCGAGUCCAUGAGAAAGCCACUUAAGCAGAUUGACUAUUGCUCUGAAUUCCACAUCGAAGAGAUUCGAAAAUUGACACAAACUCGAUCAACAUACAAUUCCGUAUGCUUGCAUGACUUGAUUUUGGACAACUGCCGAAAAUAUCCUACCAAACUUGCGGUCCGCUCUUUUGACGGUGAUCUCACUUAUGAGGCCUUGGAGAGAUUCUCACGAAUCUUAGCGCACUAUCUUGUCGAUCUUGGUCUUCGACCUGAGGGGUUUGUUCUCAGCAGCUUUCAAAAGUCUACCUGGGCGAUCGUGGCUCGAUUGGCCAUUCUUCGGGCCGGAGGAGCCUACAUCUCAAUCCACUCCAGUAACCCUCCGGCCUACCUUGAUUCGGUCAUUCAGCGUACAGAUGCUAGAAUCAUGCUGAGUGACGCUUCAUACGCUCAUCGCUUCUAUGGUAUCGUCGAGCGAGUCAUCACCAUCACACCCAGUUUCUUAGAAUCACUGCUUCCGAGAAGGUUCUCGAACAACCUGCCUAGGAUUGAUUCUUCAGGGGCAUGCACGGUCCUGUUCACCUCCGGGAGCACAGGAAGGCCCAAGGCGAUUGUCCAAGAACACCGAUCCUACGCGUCCGCAAUAAGAGACUAUACACGCAAUCUCGAUUUGGGACCAGAGACCCGAUUUUUGCACUUCGAUGAGUAUGCAUUCGACAUCAGUAAUCUGGAAUUUCUGGUCCCUCUUAUAGUAGGUGGUUGUUGCUGUGUGCCGGGCCCAAUGAUAUCUCUUCAAGACCUUGCCAACAAUAUUCAAAUACUGGAGGCCAACAUUGCCUUUUUGACACCAACAGUGGCUAUCAAAGCGAACCCAGAGUCCAUGAAAAGCCUAAAGAUUCUCUGCGUUGGCGGAGAGCCACUACCCAAGGAUCUGCUCAACAACUGGUCAAGCAGUUCCACAAAAUUAAUCAACCAAUACGGCAUGGGCGAGGCAGCGGUCUGCUGUGCGUUCAAUGACAACGUACACAGCGAAAAUAGUUCUCCUGCGACCAUUGGAAAGCCUUCUAGUGGUGCAAUUUGGAUCAUUGACCCUACCGAUCCGGAAAAAUUGGUUCCAGUCGGCGCAAUCGGUGAGGUCGUUAUUGAAGGCCCUCAUCUUGCUCGAGGUUAUCUUGAUCAGAGUCAUGAAUCAUCCGACCGGACCAAACCAGCGGGCUUUAUGGAGAGAAUUCCUUCCUGGUUACGCAGAUUACACCCAGACCGAGAGUCCCCGCGGCUAUACCGCUCAGGUGACCUGGCGAGAUGGACUUCAGAUGGGAGGAUUGAAUACAUUGGUCGCAAAGACACCAUAGUCAAACUCGACGGGUGCAGAAUUGACAUUGUGGAGGUGGAGCACCUUGCCAGAAAGUGUCUUGGACCAAAAGACGCGAUUGUGAUUGACCUACUGGGGGCCAUUGACGGCAAAGAUGAUCCUUGUCUUGCCGCAUUCAUGUUUUUGAACAGCCAUCCCGAGAACUCUGAGCUGGGAGAGAUCGGAAUAAAAGAUGCAUGUGAAGACCAACAUGCAAUGCAAAAGAUUACUCAGAUCAAGGAGGCGCUUGCGGUUAUCCUUGACUAG